ACCUCACAAAUCUCAAUUUCUCAUUUCGCAUCUUAAACUUCCCAAAAUUUCAAUUUCGUUCCCAAAUUUCCCUUGAGAAAAUUUCCGAUGGCGCCCAAGGCUGAGAAGAAGCCCGCCGAGAAGAAGCCGGCCGAGAAGACCGUGGCGGAGAAAGCGCCGGCGGAGAAGAAGCCCAAGGCCGGCAAGAAGCUCCCCAAGGAAGCCGGAGCGGCCGCCGGAGAGAAGAAGAAGAAGAGAAACAAGAAGAGCGUGGAGACCUACAAGAUCUACAUCUUCAAGGUCCUCAAGCAGGUUCACCCUGACAUUGGGAUCUCCAGCAAGGCCAUGGGCAUCAUGAACAGCUUCAUCAACGACAUCUUUGAGAAGCUUGCUCAGGAGUCGUCCAGGCUCGCAAGGUACAACAAGAAGCCCACGAUUACUUCUCGGGAGAUCCAGACUGCUGUGAGGCUUGUGCUUCCUGGUGAAUUGGCCAAGCACGCCGUCUCUGAGGGGACUAAGGCUGUGACCAAGUUUACUACUGAGAAGAAGCCCGCCGAGAAAAAGCCGGCCGAGAAGACCGUGGCGGAGAAGAAGCCCAAGGCCGGAAAGAAGCUCCCCAAGGAGGCCGGAGCGGCCGCCGGCGACAAGAAGAAGAAGAGGAACAAGAAGAGCGUGGAGACCUACAAGAUCUACAUCUUCAAGGUCCUCAAGCAGGUCCACCCUGACAUUGGGAUCUCCAGCAAGGCCAUGGGUAUCAUGAACAGCUUCAUCAACGACAUCUUCGAGAAGCUUGCGCAGGAGUCGUCUAGGCUCGCCAGGUACAACAAGAAGCCGACGAUUACUUCUCGGGAGAUCCAGACCGCUGUGAGGCUUGUGCUUCCUGGUGAGUUGGCCAAGCACGCCGUCUCUGAGGGGACUAAGGCGGUGACCAAGUUCACCAGCUUUUGAAGGAUUUGGGUUAGUUAUUGUGAUUUGGGGGAAAAGUUAGGGUUAGCGGUUAGGGGUUUAUGGGUUUUGUGAUUGUUCAAUUUCUGGAGUAGAUGCUUUUAUGAUGUAUGUAAGUAGUAAUCGGUGUUCUUUGGAUUGGAAUUGAAAUGAAAUGGAAGGACCUUUUAUCC
Messenger RNA from Fragaria vesca subsp. vesca, 1097 nucleotides. Its product is annotated as probable histone H2B.1-like. Gene Ontology annotation, biological process: nucleosome assembly. The transcript has 2 exons. Gene Ontology annotation, molecular function: structural constituent of chromatin; DNA binding; protein heterodimerization activity. Gene Ontology annotation, cellular component: nucleosome. Lineage: Eukaryota; Viridiplantae; Streptophyta; Magnoliopsida; Rosales; Rosaceae. The record is from RefSeq and is a predicted model, not a curated record. The coding region runs from base 88 to 927 and encodes 279 amino acids.